AGUAUUACGAAGAAAGACUAUGGCGCGAAUUAAACGCGGAGCAAGUCAACGCUGGAAUAACUGUCCAGGUGUGGAAAUUACUUUGGCAACUCCUUAGUAUAUAAUAUACACGAACGUGCGGUUAGAGCUCGACGACUGGACUCUGUAGCUCAGUCAGGGACGUAGCGAAACACCUGAAGUUGGGGGGGGGGGGCGACAUUGGAGGAUUUUACCUGAAAUUUUAAUUUCGAUGUUAAAAAUUUACCUGAAGUGUAAUAAUUAGAAUAAAGCUUGUUGUGAUUGAUCCCCACUGUAAUACUAAGUUUCUAGAAGAAUUUACAUUUUUGAGGCUCCAGGGCUGCAUUUCUGGCGUUUUCUAAUACAAAUUCGCAGGCGAAUUGGAUCUAAAUUGACUGUAUUGUAGAAAAAUGGUUACCAUUUCACAAAAAUAACGACUUUAUUACGCAAAUUUUACCUGAAAAUGUGAAAAUUUUAACUUUAAUUUCACCUGAGUUUCACAGUUGGGGGGGGGGCACCCCCCGUUCGCUACGCCCCAGAGGGCCUAUAGCGCAACUGCUUGUAAACACUCACAUUUUUCCGAGGCGAAAUUGUACCGCAGGCAUGACAUAUCAUCGUUGUCAAACUCGUUAAAUUUUGCAUAUUUCCGUAGCAUUUGAAAAAGAGCAUUGAAGAUAUGGAAACGACAAGAAAACAAGUUCCCGUGAAUGGACUGGCGGAGUUCGACAGACGUGUUGGUCCCUCGUACGACAAAGCAUCGGCCGCCAUUGAUUCGUUUAUGAAAUUUCAAACAAAAUACAAACCUGCUGCUCCUCACGUCACUGCUGAAAAAAAUGUCAAUGAAAAUGACAGAAUGGGAAUAGAGAUGCAUGGUUAGUUUUAAAGUGCGCAGACUUGGAAAAAGUGGGAUCUCGGGAUCCUGGAUCCUGAGGAACAUAAGUAAUAUUAUCUACCAUUUGAGUCUAUUUUGAGAUUACAAGGUGUUCUUCAUAUCCUGUUAAUAGAAUUUGAAGAUUGUUUUGUUUCCUCAGCAAUUUUACAACCAAUAUAAUCGAGGAACAUUUGAAAAAGACAAAUUCAGGAUCCGAGAAACAUUGAACACUUUUUCCAGGUCUGAAAAUGCGAUUAAUCCCAUGCAUGAUUUUUUAUAUGUGUAAUAUUUGGGUCAUCCCAAGAAGAAAUGUAGUACAUCUUUAUACUAAAAUACGUCAUUUUCAUCAAUGUAUAAUGUCAUUACAUGAAUAGCAAAUUAGUUUUCCUUCGCUCCAAAAAUUCAUUUAUGACAUCAUGUCCAGAAACUUCAACAGUGAAAAGUUGAUCAAGAUGAGGUUUCUUAUAAAGAUUUAAAAUACUCAUUAAUAAUUCAUAAACCUUGUGGCAAAUCAAGUCAGUCAUAAUAUGUCACGUGGAGUGACUUUAUAUCUGCAGAAAACACAUGUGGCAUUAUAUAAUUGUUCAUCCUAAUUAGUAUUCUUUUGUAGUCGUAUUUUAAGCUAUUCAAAACACUCGUUGUCGUGUUUUAUCAGAUAUAAAACGCUCGGCUGCGCCUCGCGUUUUAUAUCUGAUAAAACACUCCUACUCGUGUUUUAAAUAGUACAUAGAGCGUUUGCACAUGACGUCACAGCCGCCAUGUUGGUGUUCCAAUUCAAAAAAAUUUUAAUUAGACUCUUUUGUCUAGAACACCAACAUGGCCGCCAUGGCUUUUGUUGAGUUGGUCCCUGGGGAAUGAAUGCAAAAGCUCUAUAUUACAUUUCUUCUUGAAUGAACCAAAUAUUACACAUGCAAAAAAUCGUAUAUGGGGUCAGCCCCACUUUUGAAGUAAUAUUUGAUAUUUGAGAAUAAGUUAAUUUACUUCAGCCGUCAACAGAAUUAUAAACAUAUACAAACAGGAAGACGGUUCAGGAACACUAACACAGCGUGAGCCAAUUACGUUAGUGACCUGCUACAAAACAUCAUUAUACAAAACUUCACAACUUAUAAUUUAAAUAUCAAACAAGAGUAUAGUAUAAUCCUUUUUAUCCGAAGUAGAGAGAGCAUAAAAUUUUCAAAAUUUGGAAAAACAAAAUGACAAAAUUGUUGUUGUUGAUUAUGUGUAUGUAAUGAUUAUGUAUAUGUGUAUCUAAGUUGAUUAUGUGUAUGUAAUGAUUAUGUAUAUGUAUAUCUAAGUUGAUUAUGUGUAUGUAAUGAUUAUGUAUAUGUGUAUCUAAGUUGAUUAUGUGUAUGUAAUGAUUAUGUAUAUGUGUAUCUAAGUUGAUUAUGUGUAUGUAAUGAAUUCAAUAAAUAUCUUUCUUUAGGUAAACUUUUGAAUCAAGAAAUUACUCCUGACGAAGCUACUGUACAUUCCUGGGACGAUCUACAGAAAGUAAGUUUGUAUUUGAUGAUAUUGUAAACUUAUCAACUUGGUUACCUUAGCGGUAAUAUGGAUUGUAUAUAUUAUAAAUCUGCUUUGUUUUUCUAGAGUUUAGUUGAGCUAAAUGACGUCAUCCACGAAUUCUCUCAUUUGGUACAUGUAAGUGUUAACCACAUACAUCAAUAAAUAUACAUCCAUCAAUGACGUAAUGUGUUAACCAAUCCGUUAAUCGACCAGAAUUCCGGAUCUGCGAAAAAUAUCCGAUUGGAACCGGAACUGAGUUUAUUCAACCGUGUAUGAUUAUAGAAGUUGAUUUGUCGACUGCCAACCUUAAAAAGUUGGAAUAUAUGUGUAAAAUAAUGUGCGUAAUGUGAUGUGUUAAAAUAUUUGGUCCGUGUUCAAUUAGCUAAUGAGUAAUGUUCAUCAGUAAAUUAACUUUAUAUUCUUUUUCCUAAUGAAGACAGAGUUCCGGUGCACCCUAUACGUAGGGUAGCACCUUUACUAUGCCUUUACUGAAGCCCUAAUUUUAAUGCUAUUUUUGACAGGAACAACAGUCAGCUGUAGAUUCGAUCGAGACAAAUAUUGAACACGCUCAGGUGAAUAUUCACGACGCGACACAGGAACUCGGCAGAGUAAGUAGCAUGACAAUGUUUUAUUAUUAGGUUGUUGAUAGAACCAUCAAGAUGGCGUCGUGAUAGCACAUUUCUCAUCAUUUAUCUUCACACAGGCGGCGAAGUUACAAGGAAUGAUUCUUCCAGUUAUCGGUGCGGUUGUGGGCGGUGUGGUAGGAGGGCCGGUGGGUUUGUUGGCGGGCUUUAAAGCAGCCACAGUGCUGACAGCGGUAGGUGGAGGUGUGAUUGGGUAUAAGGCCACGAGCUACAUCAAAGAUAAACGCGAGGAAGCUGUCGAUUCUGAACUUGAAAGACUGACAGACAGGAACAAUCCAAAUGAUGAUAAUUAGGAUUGGAAAGUUAAGCCCCGUUUACACUACGCUCAAUUUUUGGUACGGCACGGAUAAAAUUGGUACCCGUACCACUUUUUUGGUUCUUGGACUACCCAUUUAGGUAGUUCAAGAACCAAAAAAGUGUUUUUUUGGUUCUUGGUCCAAGAACCAAAAAAGCGGUUCGGUACCGAGCGUAGUGUAAGCGGGGCUUUAGUCUUGCUAGUGGACUGAAACGCAGACUAGUCUUGCUCCAAGAUGACCGACCCACGCAGAAAUAAUAGUCUUCUCGCAAUUCAUAGUUUUGCUGUUUCUAAACAAACAGGCGAAGGACUUUACGGUGGUUGGGUAGAAAGAGCGUAGGUAAGAUAAGUCACACACUAAUGUUUGUGGAAACACCACGUAAAAUUCGAAAGCUUUGCAGUAAUAAAUUUACGUGGUGUUUCCACAAACAAUAGUAUUAUUUGUUUUAUCGCCAUGCAAACCUACAAAGAACUUAAGUCACAUACUAUUCAUAAGGGACACAUGACACACGUCAGAAUCAAGAGGCCCUUUGUAGCUGAUCUGAAAGUGCUUUAUCUUACUGCUUUGUUUACAAAUCCCACAGCUCUCGAGUCACUACUAUUUUUAGGUCACUACAAAGGGCCUACUUCUCAUGACUCCCCCUAACUAUUCGUCGACAGUUUUUAUGACAUUUUGUUCUUCUUGUAUUGUCGGAGCUUGGCUGACCUAUUUGCGCGACGAAAUGAGAUAAAUUGAAAUUUUGUACAUAGUAUAAUUUAUAUGGAGAAUUAAUAGUUUGUAUAUGUAUAUUUAAAAUACUUCUAUAAUUGUUCAGGGUGUGUUUGUUUGCAGAAAUAUAAAAUUUUCUUUAAUAUAAGGGUAACUAAGGGUAUUCGUCAUACAAUGCCUGUGCCUUUCACCUCACCUCUCUCACUGCG
Molecule: messenger RNA, 4228 nt
Organism: Paramuricea clavata
Lineage: Eukaryota; Metazoa; Cnidaria; Anthozoa; Malacalcyonacea; Plexauridae
Source: the annotation of a GenBank genome assembly